AUGGGUGGACUCACAAAUAAUCACGUCACCGUGGGGAUCGUGGGAGGAGGUGUGGCAGGUCUCGCCCUCGCCAGGAUGCUUGAGCUAUCGGGGAUCUCGUAUCGCCUAUGGGAGGCUCAUCGACGGUUCGCACCGCCCGCUGGUGCAAGUGUCGGAGUAUUGCCCAACGGUCUACGGAUCUUGGAUCAACUGGGCAUGAUUGAUUCCAUCAACAAGUACAAUGUCAAGCGCCAGGUGUGGGAACAUCGCGAUGCUGAUGGGAGACUCCAUGCGAGCUUCAAUCCCGGUGCUGUGAUGGAGGAAAAGCUCGGAUAUGGUGGUGUAUUGAUGGAGAGGCACCGAUUACUCCAGAUCAUGCACGAAAGUAUCCAGGACAAGACCAAGCUUUGCUCUUCAAAAAGAGUAUCAUCUGUCUCACAGACAGAAAGCGAGGCAAAGAUUAUCGCCGAGGAUGGAAGUCAACUCACCUGCGACAUUCUUGCUGGCGCAGAUGGCGUCAGAUCGGUUGUUCGCCGGGAAAUGGAGAAAGACUCGCCAAAGUCGAUCAACCCCGAAUCCCGAUUUGAGCCUCGUUUUGUUUGUGUUUGGGGUAUCUCCGACCCGGUUACCACCAUUGGAUCAGGUCGUUCUUUCACCAUUUAUCGGCCGGAGGUGUCAUUGCUUGUAUUCAGUGGCCACGGCGGGGUUACGUCCUGGUUUGUCACGCGGGAGCUUAAACCUGGUGAAGCUUACCAGCGAUACUCGGAGCAAGAAAGUGAAGCACUUUGUCAGCAGGUUGCCGGUCUCACCGUCACGGAUGGGACAAUCUUUGACGAGAUUUUUAAAAAGCGACGGUUUACUAUCAUGACAGCUUUGGAAGAGGGUGUUGCGGAGCGAUUCUUUUCCGGUCGGCUCGUUUUGCUAGGAGACUCGGCACACAAGAUGGUCCCUCACGGGGCAAUGGGCGCGAACCAGGCUCUCGAGUCCGCAGCAGCACUGAUCAAUCUUUUGCGGCCACUCGUGUCGCAAGAAAACGAUGGUCCAACGCGAGGAGGCCUGUCACUGCCACAAGUGGAAAGUCUUUUGAAUCAAUACGAUCAGCGGCGUCGGGGUCGAGCAACGGCUGUGCUUCGAGCGUCUGGUCACGGUUGUCGUGCACAUCUAAAGAUAGGACUUGAAAGUGAGCUCUAUUGGUCCAACUUACAUAAUAUGACGAGCUCGGAGGGAAUCGCGAAGAUGCUCGCUUCAAUGUGUAGCGCUGAGAGGCUCAAUGAUUGGCACUUGGGAAGUCCAAAUGUCGAGACGUAUACGUCCUUUGCGCGGACUCAAUGA
Messenger RNA from Penicillium oxalicum, 1311 nucleotides. Its product is annotated as FAD-dependent oxidoreductase. The transcript has 4 exons. Gene Ontology annotation, molecular function: FAD binding. Bases 1 to 1311 code for a protein of 436 amino acids. The record is from RefSeq and is a predicted model, not a curated record. NCBI's taxonomy places the organism in Eukaryota, Fungi, Ascomycota, Eurotiomycetes, Eurotiales, Aspergillaceae.